This is a messenger RNA of Exophiala dermatitidis NIH/UT8656, 1431 nucleotides long. Its product is annotated as casein kinase 1. Bases 1 to 1431 code for a protein of 476 amino acids. Gene Ontology annotation, biological process: endocytosis; peptidyl-serine phosphorylation; signal transduction. The transcript has 5 exons. The record is from RefSeq and is a predicted model, not a curated record. Lineage: Eukaryota; Fungi; Ascomycota; Eurotiomycetes; Chaetothyriales; Herpotrichiellaceae. Gene Ontology annotation, cellular component: nucleus; cytoplasm. Gene Ontology annotation, molecular function: protein serine/threonine kinase activity; ATP binding.
AUGGCUUCCUCGUCCUCCAAUGUCGUUGGCGUUCAUUAUCGCGUAGGAAAGAAAAUUGGCGAGGGAUCUUUUGGCGUCAUCUUUGAGGGUGUCAACCUUCUGAACAACCAGCAGGUUGCUAUCAAAUUUGAACCGAGAAAAAGCGACGCGCCACAACUUCGUGAUGAGUACAGAACGUACAAGAUCCUGUCCGGCUGCCCCGGCAUCCCCAAUGUGUAUUAUUUCGGCCAAGAAGGUCUACAUAACAUUCUCGUCAUCGAUCUGCUUGGGCCAAGCUUGGAAGAUCUCUUCGACCACUGCGGCCGACGGUUCUCGAUAAAGACAGUGGUCAUGGUCGCGAAACAGAUGCUUUCUCGAGUCCAAACCAUACACGAGAAGAACCUGAUCUACCGCGACAUCAAACCCGACAACUUUCUCAUCGGCCGGCCCGGUACCAAAGCAGCAAAUGUUAUUCACGUGGUUGACUUUGGCAUGGCCAAGCAAUAUCGCGAUCCGAAGACGAAACAACAUAUCCCAUACCGAGAACGAAAAUCCUUGUCCGGAACUGCCCGGUACAUGAGCAUCAACACACACUUGGGCCGUGAACAGUCGCGACGAGAUGAUUUGGAAGCCCUGGGCCAUGUCUUCAUGUAUUUCCUGAGAGGUGGUCUGCCAUGGCAAGGGCUGAAGGCGGCCACAAACAAACAGAAGUACGAAAAGAUUGGCGAGAAGAAGCAAACCACAGCAAUCAAGGACCUUUGCGAUGGCUUUCCUGAGGAAUUCAACAAGUAUCUCAGCUAUGUUCGAAAUCUCGGAUUCGAGGAUACUCCGGACUACGACUUCUGCCGCGACUUGUUUACUCAGGCGCUCAAAAACACGGGCGAGGUGGAAGAUGGAGAAUAUGACUGGAUGAAGCUGAACGGUGGCCGCGGCUGGGAGGCGAUGAAAGCUCAUCCGUCCGCUCACGCACUGCACAACAUCAACGGCCCACCCGAUGCUUCGGCUCGUGCUCUCCAUGGAGCGUCGGCCGUCCGAGGUCAAGAAGGCCAGCGGCCAUCACGCGAACGCGGAGCAAUCUCGUCGGACCGUUUAAACGCGGCGCAGCCCCCGCCCCCAGGGUCACCGGCAAAGCCAGGAGUGGCAGCCAUGGGGAAGAACGCUCGCGACCGUACAAACGGCGUCGCCGGGGGCAAUCUUCCGAAGAGGAGUAGUCAAUUGGCUGGACAAUUGGACAUGAACACCCCUCCAGCGAGCACUCAAGCCCAGUUCCAGAACAGCAACGCAAAUCUGGUGGGUCAACAACCUAAGAUCAGCCCAGCUACUGGAGCAUUGCAGAACAACCAGGGUCGCCCCAACCAGCAGCAAGAACAACACCCCGGUUUCUUCCAGAAGAUGAUGAAGGUUCUUUGUUGUGGUAUGUAUUUCAAAAGUCCAUUGUUCGACAGCUACUGA